This is a messenger RNA of Cannabis sativa, 1512 nucleotides long. RefSeq lists its product as uncharacterized. Lineage: Eukaryota; Viridiplantae; Streptophyta; Magnoliopsida; Rosales; Cannabaceae. The transcript has 3 exons. The coding region runs from base 1 to 1410 and encodes 469 amino acids. Gene Ontology annotation, molecular function: protein dimerization activity. The record is from RefSeq and is a predicted model, not a curated record.
AUGUUGGAUGACGUUAUUGAAGAAAUUGGAGAGCAUCUUGUUGUUCAAGUGGUUACUGAUAAUGCUAGUGCCUACAAAGCGGCGGGUACAUUAUUGAUGGAGAAAAGAAAGCAUCUCUAUUGGACUCCAUGUGCUGCAUACUGUAUUGAUUUGAUGCUUGAAAGAAUUGGAGAGUUGCCACAACAUGCAACUGCUUUGAGUAAAGCAAAAAAAUUGAGCAAGUAUAUUUACAAUCAUCAAUUGGUCCUAGACAUGAUGAGAAAAUUUGCCAAAAGAGACAUUGUAAGACCUGCUGCCACUAGAUUUGCAACUGCAUUUCUUACACUACAAAGCAUUUAUCAAGUGAGACAACCUUUGGAGGCUAUGUUUACUUCUGAAGAGUGGAUAGAGUGUCCUUGGGCAGCUAAACCAGAUGGAAAAGAAGCAAGAAAAACAGUUUUGAAGGACAAGAACUUUUGGCCAAGUGUGAUUUAUGCUAUUAGGACCACAAGUCCUUUAGUUGAAGUGCUAAGGUUAGUUGAUGGUGAUAAGGAACCGGCUAUGGGAUUUCUCUAUAAUGCAAUGGAUAAGGCGAAGGAAAAGAUAGCAAAUAAUUUGGGUGGAGAAGAAAAAGAUUACAAGGAGAUAUGGGAAAUCAUUGAUGAGAAAUGGGAAUUUCAAUUACAUCGACAUUUGCAUGCCGCUGCCUACUAUUUGAAUCCCCGCUGUCAUUAUGCAGAAGAUUUUUCCAACCAUCCAGAGGUCAAGUUGGGUUUGUUUCAUUGUAUGGACAGACUUAUCCCAGAUCCCAAAGAAAGAGAAAAAGCUGACCUUCAAUGUAGCAUUUUUCACAACAAGGAAGGCUUCUUUGGAUUUACCCAAGCUAAACAGACAUUUGAAAAACGAUCACCAGUGGAUUGGUGGACUCAAUAUGGAGAUGGCACGCCAGAGUUACAAAAAUUUGCCAUCAAAGUAUUAGGUCUUACUUGCUCGGCAUCAGGAUGCGAGCGAAAUUGGAGCACUUUCAAUCAAGUUCAUACAAAAAAAAGAAAUCGAUUGACUACCCAAAGAAUGCAUUCUUUGGUAUAUAUAAUGUUCAACAAAAGAUUGAAAGAUAGAUAUUUGAGGUUGGCAUCUCCACCGUCAAAUGAAGAUGAUGCUUUGUUGCUUGAUGAUUUGCCAUCUGAUGAUGAAUGGAUCAUUGGUGAUAACGAAAAUGAAAAUGUGCAAAGGCUAAGUGAUAAGGAGCUUGAGAGAUUGGAAUUGACCCAAUUAAACCAAAAUCAUACAAGUGCUCCAGAAUCUAGUUCAAGAGCGGGAAAGCGACAGAGACUAGUAGUAGACAUAGAUGAGGAUGAAUGGAAGGAUAUUGAUGGUGGCAAUGAGGGUGGUGGCGAUGAGGAUGGUGACGAUGAAUUUGAGGAUUUCUAAUCAUCAUUGCAUGUUCCAUCAAUGCUUUAGUUCGAGUUUUAUGAGUCAAAUAUGUUCUAGGAUAGUAGAAUUUAGAAUUCUAAUUCUAGAAACAUAAUUAUC